AUGAACUGCUUUAGACCAUAACAAGUUCAAUUUGGCCAUCCUAAACGGUCUAUCCAAGUGCUUCAAAGAGAUGUGUCUCAAGUCGACAGCGGGUUUUUCAGUUUCCUCCUGCUUUUCCACAUUAUUGGAAUCUUUGGAAUACUUGUUGUGACAUUCUGUUAUUACGAGGAAAGUGGCGAAGAGGAAUAUUAAUAAAAAUUGCUUUAGUUUGUGCAUUUUAGCUUCUGGACUUUUUUUUAGGAUCACACAAGUACCAUCAACAAAAGUUUUUAUACUUAACCUCAUUUCUCAAACUGUCAAAAGAUAUCAACGGAUUAGCAGUUACUCUAGUGCUGUAUUUUUCUUUUUUCAAUCGUGUAUUUUAAAGAAGGAUAGAAAAAAAACAGUAGGUGAUCGGAUCACCUAGACUCAAAAAAAAUAACCCAAAAUGUCAAACCAAACCUAACCUCACAACCAAAAACAACAUUUUUAUCAUUUUAUGUGUGUGGAAUUUUUACUAAUUUUUUUAAUAAUCGAUUGAAUAAUUGACUUAUUUAAUUAAGUAAUGGGAAAGCUGACUCCAAGGUACUUUACACAACCCGAAAACCCUUCGGUAGAUCCACCAAAAAACUCCAAAAUCCCAGAAAUCAUCCAAUUCGAUGUUUCGGAUGUCAAAAAGAAACCAUGGGGCCGUCGCAGGGAGGACAACAGAACAGGCAAAAACCAUACCAAAAUAACAAAAAAAUUCGACAAAAACAAGAGCAUAUUCAAAACCGACAAGGGAGAGCGCAAACAACAAACUCAAAAAAAAAGAUACAAAGUCCCCAAAGAAUGGCUGGACAAGUACUCGAAAGGCGAAGGCGUCAAUUUAAAAAAAGUCAAGACAAACGUACACCAAAAACGAAUCGAGCACAAAGAAAAGCAAAUUCAAUAUGCUACAGAUAUUGCUGCAAAAACGGAAAUUUUGUUAACUCAAGACGCAGGUUUUCUAGAAGCCGAUGGCGGAGAAACUACAACACAAUUUACACAAAAACAAAUUGCCGAAAGUGUCGAUAUAACUGCAGCUUCAAAAUCUUUUCAAUUGAACCUGGAAUUUGGUCCAUACAGAUCAAAAUAUACUAAAAAUGGUCGUCACAUGGUUUUGGGAGGUAAAAAAGGCCACGUAGCAGCUUUUGAUUGGGUCACAAAAAAGCUACAUUGUGAAAUAAAUGUAAUGGAAGCUGUACAUGAUGUGAGCUUUUUGCAUUUAGAAACCAUGUUUGCUGUAGCUCAAAAAGACUGGGUUUACAUUUACGAUAAUCAAGGCAUAGAGCUACAUUGCGUUAAAAGAUUAAACAAAGUUUCUAGAAUGGAAUUUUUGCCUUAUCAUUUUCUUUUAGGGACUUGUAGUGAUGAAGGUUAUUUAAGUUGGCUAGAUGUCUCAAUAGGCAAGCUAACGUCCCAAUACAACACUAAUUUGGGUCGUUUAAGUGUCCUAACUCAAAAUCCUUGGAAUGCUUGUUUGUGUUUGGGCCAUGCUAAAGGUGUAGUGUCAAUGUGGAGCCCCAAUUCCAGAGAACCUUUGGCUAAAAUGUUGUGCCAUAAGGCACCCAUUGUUGCCGCUCAUGUUGAUCCAACAGGAAUGUAUAUGGCAACAUCGGCUAGUAAUAGGGAGCUAAAAAUUUGGGACAUACGGAAAUUGGAAGGUCCUGUGCAAGAAUAUAAGCUUGUAAGUGCUGCAACGAAUUUAGGGUUUUCGCAAAAGAAAAUGCUGGCUGUAGGGAUGGGAAAUAUUGUUGAAGUUUAUAGGGAUUGUUGUACAGAAGCUGCCAAAAGACCAUAUUUGAGGCAUAGAUUUAACAAUCCUAUAGGAAACUUCAAUUUCUGUCCGUACGAAGAUGUCUUGGGAGUCGCCACUGCCAGAGGCUUUACAAGUUUAUUAGUGCCUGGAUCUGGCGAGCCCAACUUUGAUACUUAUGAGGCCAAUCCCUUCCAAUCCAAGAAACAACGGCAAGAGUCUGAAGUCAAGGCCUUAUUGGAGAAGAUUCAGCCUGAGUUGAUAACACUGGAUCCUACGGUUAUAGCUGAAGUAGAUGUGGCAACUUUGAGAGACAAGGUUGACGCUAAGAAGAAGUUAUUGUAUGUGAAACCUCCAAAGAUCAAUUACGAGCCUAGAAAUAAAGCUAAAGGCAAAGGAGGGUCGGUUAAACUUGCCAGGAAUAAGAAAAUUUUACGAGAGGAAGCUAAGAAGGAGUUUAUUCAAGCAACUAAAGAUAUCCUGCCUGAAGCUAAAGACAGCAAAAAGAAAAAGAAGCCUUUCAAUGUUUUGGACAGAUUUGUGCCAAAAAAGAAAGUUUAAUAUUGUAAAAUAAAUUAUCAAGGCUAUUUAAAAAAAGAAGUUAUUUUUGUUUGAAUAAUUCCAAAAAGAAAGUUGCUGAACACAAUUUUGUACUUUUUAUUUUAACAUAAGAGUCCUCCUAAUCCCCCAAACAAAGAGAUACAAAUUAGAAAAUAAUUGGUAGACAAAUUAAUUAUCAUAUAAGUAAAUAUAAAAAAUGUUUAUUGAUGUAGAUAAAACUCAUAAAAUAUCACAUUAUAUGUACAACAUUAAUAAACAAUCUCAUGGAAAAAUAAACCUAACUGACUAUAGAUGGUAUAACUCCAUCCAAUAUAAGUGAGUUUCUGACUAUUUCAAACAUCUUCUUUCAUUUUCAAUGGCCUAGGACAAUAUUCGUUUAAUUUCCCGACCAUUGCCAAAUGUUUUUUGGACAAAAAGUGCCUCCUCAAACAAUACCCCAUUCUAGUCUGAAAUUUACAAAUAUUGCACUCGUGUAUUAACAAAUCGAAUUUUCCGUGAAUUUCCAAGUGCACCCUCAAAUUUCUGCGAUAUUUCGUCGAAAACGAACAAAUAUCGCAAAUGUAUUGCACAUCUUUGUGUUUGUCCAUGUGCGUCACCAAUAAGCCUUUUCUGGAAGUUGUAUAAGGGCAUUGAGCGCACUCAAAAAGCUCCUGAUAGAAUGGAUUUGGUUUUGAUGUAUUAGUACAAUGCACAUCUUUAAUAUGCCUUCUCAAAGUGCACUUUUGUUUGAAUUUAUAUUCGCAUAUGGCGCAAGUGAAAUAUUUCAUUUCACUAGCUGGCUUAUGCACCAUAUCGUGGCGUCUGAGAUGGCUCCUUUGCAUAGUUUUGUAGCUGCACUCUGUGCAAUGGUACCAAAUCUGCUCGUAUGGGUCUUUGUGGUACCUCUCGUGUCUUUUGAAAGAAUUUUUUUUGGUUGUUGUGUAGUCGCAAUCUUCACAGCGAAUAAGCUUAUGGUUGGAUUUUUUUGUUUUUGAAGUUCUUUUGUUGUUUUUAUCAUUUUCAAGCCUAGGAGGAGAAUGAUUGAGUUUUUCAGCCAAAUUUAUUUGAUCGACAUUAACAUCUUCGUCAUCACUUUUUCUGAUAAAUUCCAUAUCAUCAAUUUCUUGUUUAAUUAAAACGUUUAUUUGAUUUGACAAUAUAUCUUCGUUAUUAUUUUCUUCAGUCUUCAUUAAUAUUGUGUCCUCAAACUCAGCUUUCAUUAAAACAUCUUCUUCAGUAUUAAUUUCUUGUUUGAUAUUUUCUGUUUUAAUUAUCAUAUUAUUGUCAUCUAGAUUUUCCUCAUCAGGGUCCGUUUUUGUAUUUACUAAACAUGCAUUUUCGGUAUGAAUUCUGAAAAAAU
Molecule: messenger RNA, 3656 nt
Organism: Ceutorhynchus assimilis (cabbage seed weevil)
Lineage: Eukaryota; Metazoa; Arthropoda; Insecta; Coleoptera; Curculionidae
Source: the annotation of a GenBank genome assembly